Messenger RNA from Aspergillus calidoustus, 2472 nucleotides. The record is from the annotation of a GenBank genome assembly. NCBI's taxonomy places the organism in Eukaryota, Fungi, Ascomycota, Eurotiomycetes, Eurotiales, Aspergillaceae.
AUGCUUUCGCGCGGCGGACAGCACAUCAAACGAUGCGGCCUCUCCGCAGGAUUCGGGGACCACUUUGCGGCUGGCCAUGUCUCUGUCGCCGACGAGCCUCUCCUCUUUCUCUACCCUCGGUGGUUCACAUUCGUCUCCCAACAGCGUCGAAGGUUAUUGAAUUCCAGAACCUCUAAAAGGAGCAUAUCUAACCACCACACCGGAACACUUCCGUCGCGCCUAAAGACGAAUCUUCUCCAGCACCGCCGCCAGUCUUUGGCUGCGCCAUCGCGACAAAGAUGGCUGUCAACAAGCUCUGUACCUAUGCUACCGAAUCUUGACACCCAGACGGAAAAGUCCGCUACUGCCACCGACCCCCCUUCGGAAAGCACAGUGAAGGACGCCAGUUCCGCCGGGCUAGUCGGAAAGAGCGGGAACUUCGACGCGUUCGCCGGGCUAAAUACGGAGGAUGAAUUCUUGACUGAUCCGCUGAUUGAACAGCCCGGGCCCGCUGCUUUGGGACUGGCAACAUUGCCACAAUAUCAGCGAGACAUAUCUGAAGAGCCAACGUCACCAGAUCGUCCUCGCUUCGGAUUAUCCCCUCGAGAUGUCAGACGAAAGGGCAGGCGAGAUUACUGGAUGAAAAAAGUCGCGGUCGGUGGACGUGAGUCAAUCUACAGACAGAUGAAAGCGAUGAUCUUGUCUGCAGGGAGACGGGCCCAGUUUAGGUCCAAGAAGGCCACAUCCCCUUCAAAACACGAACCGUACAGGAGGCAAAUGUUGGUUCCCGAGGAGACGAUUGCUGUCAUUUGUGGACCCUCAUGGACAUCUGCAGCAUCGGAGAAUAUUUGGUAUGUGCGGUUGCAUAAUGGCUGCAAAGUACACGUCUUGCCUCCCGCUGAAAGCGUGGGACACAGCCGAAAGGUUCUUCUCACAGGCUCAGAGUGGGUUACAGGGCUUGUUGAGAACAGAAUUAAGCAGACCCAGAAACUCCAAGAAAAUGGUGAUGCGUUGCUUGAUGUUCAGAAGCCAGUUGUGCCUAUAUUUCCUUCACUCCGAGCGCUGGAACGCGAUAACCUUCCCGCGCCGCGUGUCCGGGGUGUCUGGACUAACAGUUCUAUUUCACAGACGCCGGCAUCCCUGGAUCUGAUCAACGAUAACUGGAAGAAUAUAUUGACUGUCAGGGAGUUUGUGGAGCAUGUUGACGGGCUUACGAACUCUCAUCCUGGGUCUAAUGAGCAGUCUCACUCACAGAGUGUGGCUAUAAAGCUACUUGAAUUAUUCUCUAAGGGGAAAAAUCGGCGCUUCAUCUCCACAGCAGCGUUGAAUAAAUCAAUGUCAUUCCUGCUUGAACAGGGAUAUCUGGAAUAUGCGCGGAGGUUGUUCAUACUUACUACUAACGAGCGCGUUCUAACAAUUGAGACUUUCAACCUGAUAUUCGAGUCAGCCGCGAGGGCUCAGAACGUUCCUCUCUUCCUCGAGACUAUGCGGAAGAUGUUGCGCUUGCGCAUUCCGGCAAGCCCUGAUACAUUGCUCGCCUACGCUGAGUUUCUCAUCCGACCGGCAUCUCGAACAAAAAUGGUCAAACUCAUGGAAGAGAAAGGUUGGCUGCAGGAACCAGCCGCUAUGCGGCGAGCACUGAAACUCACCAUGCAAGAUGUCUUUGCACAACAUCUAAUAGAGGGCAAAAGUGUCAACGCGUUCUUCAAAAAGACAAUCAAGGCUUUUGGGUGCUCUUAUUUUCCAGAGCGUCUAAUUAAAGAUAUGUUUCACGUUACGUUCAGGUUAAAGAAUGUAUCGGCCAUGCAACAGCUUUUCAGGCUCUGCAAGAUGAACGGACUCCCGCUGACUCCCUCGAUACUCAGCCCAUUGAUCGCACUUUUCCCACAUGACACCUUCACUGCUAUGUAUUAUGCGCUGGAAUGCCUUGAAAGGAGCAAGAACAAACUGGACAAGAAGACUUACGACGCGCUUUUUCUCAAUGCCUUGAAGAACCGACAUUACAAUAUUUGCAGAGUCCUAUGGAGAUAUGCAUGCAUGGAUGGGAAGGCCACGAACAACAUGAAACGGGAACUGGCUUUUUUCUUGACGCAAGCAGUAGGCAAAGAGGGCCUCACAGAGCAAGAAAAGGUCUGGCAAACCAGCGUUGGCAAAGUCAUUGUCGGCAUUGAUAUUCAAUCUCCCGGGUUCCCCCUAAAGCAAUCUCUUCUCAAAGACAUCCCUAUCGAAUUUCACGAUAACCCCAUCGCGUACCUGAUGGGCAAUUCCAUGCCCCAGGGGGAUGAACGCAUGAGGCAGCGUCGCGCAGCCCGCGCAAUCCUCAAGCACGAUAUCGAUGUCGGCCCUUGGUAUCGCCCGACAGUUCCGUUGGCGAACAUGCUGGAGGCGGCGGCUGAGCUGGACGCACAGUGGAAGGACGUUCCUCGUACGAGGAACUGGCUGAUGCAAAACGCUAUUCAGGUCAGUGUGAAACUGGUAGGGUAUGGUUCAUAG